This is a messenger RNA of Cynocephalus volans (Philippine flying lemur), 3959 nucleotides long. It is a transcript of the gene FADD, whose product is annotated as Fas associated via death domain. The record is from RefSeq and is a predicted model, not a curated record. Gene Ontology annotation, molecular function: protein binding. The coding region runs from base 31 to 657 and encodes 208 amino acids. Gene Ontology annotation, biological process: signal transduction; regulation of apoptotic process. The transcript has 2 exons. Lineage: Eukaryota; Metazoa; Chordata; Mammalia; Dermoptera; Cynocephalidae.
GGGCGCGGGCCGGUGGAACCUCUGGUCGCCAUGGACCCGUUCCUGGUGCUGCUGCACUCGGUGUCGGCCGCCCUGUCGAGCAGCGAGCUGACCGAGCUCAAGUUCCUGUGCCACUCGCGCGUGGGCAAGCGGAAGCUGGAGCUCGUGCAGAGCGGCCUCGACCUCUUCUCCCUGCUUCUGGAGCAGAACGACCUGGCACCCGAGCACACCGAGCUGCUGCGCGAGCUGCUCGGCUCCCUGCGGCGCCACGACCUGCUGCGGCGCCUGGACGACUUUGAGGCGGGAGCCGCGGGCGGGGCGGCGCCCGGGGAGGAAGACCUGCGUGCAGCAUUUGACAUCAUAUGUGAUAAUGUGGGGAAAGACUGGAGAAGACUGGCUCGUCAGCUUAAAGUUUCUGACGCCAAGAUUGAUGGCAUCGAGGAAAGAUACCCCCGAAACUUGACGGAACGGGUGAGGGCGUCGCUCAGAAUCUGGAAGAACACAGAGCGGGAGUGCGCAACAGUGGCCCACCUGGUGGGGGUGCUGAGGGCCUGCCGCAUGAACCUGGUGGCUGACCUCGUGGAAGAGGACCAGCAGGCCCGGAGCCUCCAGAACAGGAGUGGCACCGUGUCCCCGAUGUCAUGGGAAUCAGACGCAUCUGCCUUGGAAGCACCCUGACAGGCCCACUGCCCUUCUCCAGGGACUGGGGCAUCUGCAAAGUGUGGACUUUGGCUCUCUCCCUCAAGGGUAGCGCCUUGUAUGCGCUCGCCCACUGACCAACUGCUUCUGAAUUCAAGCUACGUUCAUUGACAUUUCCUCUGUGCCAGGCAGGGCUCGGGCACUGCACAGAUAUUUCCAUUUGUCUCGUCAUCGCCCUGUGUGCAAGAUCCUAUUGUCUCCAUUAAACAAGCUCCCGCAGGGAAAUUUGAAGCCAUGUCUGCACACAGAAGGAAUAUGUACAAAUUAGUGGUUGUUGCUAUUAUUCUCCAGGAGAGGAAACGAGCCCAGAGGUUAAGGAGCUGGAGGAGAGGCAGAGCAUGGAAAGAGGAGAGCUGGGAUUUGAGCCCACACCGUCCAGCUUGCAGCCCACGCUUCUAACCACUGUGACGUCCUGCUGUCCACACGAUAGGCAUAAGGGAGGGUUUGUUCUGUUUCCUUUGAGAUCGUCAGGGGACACCUGGACACCCGGAUCAGGGGGCGUGGGGAACAGAGUUGAGAAGCACUGUGGUCUAGGAGUUGGAGGCCUGGCUCAGCCAUAGGUCAGCUCUCAGCCCCUGAGCACCUUCAGUCUCCUCUUUGAGGCUCGCACAGUAAUAAUGGCUAUGAGGAUAGACUGGGAUAAUAUCUGUCAUGUGCUCACGAGUGAUUGGCAGAUGGUCAGUGCUCUAAAUGUUAGUUCUUAUAAGGAUUAUGAUGCCUGUGAUUCUAUUUUGUAUCAAAAUCACUGUCUUUCUGAUAACGGAAUUGGCAAGGGAGCCAGGUCCUAUCAUUUAAAAAAACAACCCUCUUGCUUCUAAGUUAAUCCUUUUAAAGCAGAUCCUUUGCAGUGGAAACCUCCAUAUUACAGAGAAUUUCCCACUCCUGCUGGUGAUUCAUUCAAAUAUUCUUGAAAGUCCCCAUACAGCUAGUUUCACUUUCCCUUACAGCCUAUCAUGGGCUCUACUCUGUGAAUAGGGUGGCUGGAUUUUCUAACCUCUCACUAACACUGUCGAGGAGAGUGUUUACCCUAAGCAAGCAUGGUCUGCUAGAGGGCAGCUUUUGCCACUGCUGGGCUCUGCCUCCCCCUGAGAGGUGCCAGAGUCAAGUGGCCAUUCUUUGUCCCAGCUGUCCAGCUAUGGUCUUGGGAAAGCCACAUGUGCCAUGCUGUGCCACCUUGACUUUGGAUUGCUGAGAUCUUAGCCAAGGUCACUGGGAGCACUGUCCCCACUAAGCCCCUCCUCAUGAGCCUUCAGCAGAUACUUCCUGAUGCUGGACACCAUGCUAGGAGCAGGGGCCACAGCAGUCAAUGAGGCAGAAGUGACCCUGCCCGUUGGCCCCCCAAACCCAGCCGAUAACACAAGUGCUAAGCAGUUCACCCCUAUGGUGCUGCCAAGGAACUGAGCCAACUGCAGUCCCAUAAUGACAUGGCCUGCCCCUCUUCUAGACACUAUAUGUCCCACACCCCAGUAGCAGCUGCCUAUUCAAGCCUCAGGUCAGGUCAGAUCAGGUCUGUUCUGUAGAGAACAGACACAUCGUCCCUCACCAUCCAUGAAUAUGAGGAGCUUGGCUUUGGGGAAUAAGGUUUUGCAGGGAGAGGGUGCAGCGUAUGCAUAUUUCUUGAACAGAAUCAGAUUUCAGAGCUUCUGCCAUUCCCAUAGAAGUUUAUGGCAUAAACUGCUGUAAUGUGGAAAUGCUCUCCGCCUCUCUCUGCUUCUCACACCUGGAAGGAACCCCUGGCCUUUCACCACACCGGGUGUUCUAAGAGGGGUUUUGAGAAUACAAGAUUAUUGCACCUAAAACUUUCCAUCGCCCGGGAGCAAGGGCUGGACGGGGGUUCGUCCCCCAUCUGCCACGGGUUACUCCUGUGGCCUGUCCCUCAGUCCUCCUGUAUCACUGAGGGGCUGGGUCUCCUGCCCUGGGCACUUAACAUGCCAGGACUGUUCCUGUACUGCAGAUUAAGGAGCAGACCUAGGCUCCACGCCCAGCCUCACCAUGACCCACCCUGUGCCUUGACCCUUCCCCGAACAAGACACGGAGCUGAAUUCCCAGACUCUAGUCCUCUGCAUCGUUGCUGCUGAACACACCUGCUGUCCACUUCCCAGGACGGGGUGGGGGUGGACCAGCCCCUGGCAGCAAAGCCGAAGGGCAUGGUGCCAUGUGGCGAAGUUGCACAAGAAACCACCCCCAGAAGGCAGGACUCGGGGCCAGGUAGAAAGAUGCAUGCAAUCAGCCAAUCUCAGUCCAUUCAUGAAGCCACCACGUAACGACACUGCCAGAAGCCGAGGCCACUACAGGACGGGACAAGCAGCCUGUCCUUAGGAAGCACAGGACUUUUCCCAGCUGUGUGAGACAAAAGGGGAAGUGGAUAAUAUACACACAAGUGUAUACACAAUGCUUAUGUAGGCCCAAAAAGUGGGAACAUGAUAGUGGUAAGUGUUUAUUAAUGAUGGUUGUUUUCUGGGUGAUAGGCUAUUAUGUUUUCUGUAUUUUCCACAUUCUCUAUUAUGCAUUUUUCAUUUCUUGAAAAUUGUCCACCAGCUGCAGUAAUAGGUGCAACCUGACUCCUUAGUGGGGAAUAUUUGCAGAGAGCAGUGGAGCACAUAGCUUUCCAGGCUGGCCUGGGUUCCAGUCCUGGCUCUGCGCCUCAGUGGCUCCAUCCCUCUGAAGAGGCUGUUAGAUAAAUAUUAAUUCCUCACCAAAAUCUGGGGUGACUUGCUUCUCGGGUGCCUUAAAAGUCAGCAGCAAAAUUUCACCCAGAAUCUCAGAGGUCAGUCCGGAGGUUAUUGUGUUGCCUCUCUAUGGUCUGCUCAGAGUACCCGAGCCUGGCUCCUGUGUGAACAGAUGCACAGCCACGGCGGGGAGGAGGGGCAUUUGCGCAGCAUUUCCCCGCCUUUGACUGGAGCUGCUGCUCGCAGGGGAGUGUGUCCUGGAUCUUCAUACCCUCUCCUGGGACAGACAUACCGUGACAGGUUCAAUUACAUCCCACCCAAAGUAGGGACCUGCUGCAAUUUUUGGACAAGAAUUUCUUGCGGCAAUUUUACCAAAAAAAAACAUGUUUGCUUUUUUGCAAUCAUAAAAUUCGUGUUUCGAAAAAGAUGCACAUAAAUUAUGGGGUUUACUUGAAAGCUAAAGUUUAAGGCCACACCUUGCUCUCUUGAUCUUCCCCUGAUAAGGGGGAAGGAAAGUCCAGAUGCCUGUGCUUUGCAGGGGCCUGCAGCCUAUGCAGGGCAUCCAGCGAAGCGUGUCUUGGGACACGGUCGGCUCCCGCAGACUUCCUGGCU